CGGGAAACUACAAAUUGCUUCUUUUGUUUCCUCAUCAAGAAGCCGAGGAGGCUAAUAUUCUAACGCUGGGAGUCACCAACUCGUCUUGGAGAAAAGUCCGUUUGUCAUAUUAUGUUGAUUACCCAUGUCUUUGUUAUGAUGACGACUACUUUAUUUUCCUCAAUGGAGUUGUUUAUUUGUUUUGGUAUGAUUAUGUGGCCUACUUCGACUUUGGCGAAGAGAAGUUUGGGUAUAUUUCACCCCCACCACAAACUAAUUAUUUCGAGGGACUAAGCAUCAAUCAAACUUCAGUUUGGGGACAAUUGACUGUUAGGUGCACAUAUGAUAGCUUAGGACCUCAAAAGAUUUUUGGGUACGAUGAUGCUAACAAGGUUCUUAUUCCUCUUGAGAGUGGAGAACGCUUGUCAAGGCCUAUUAAGAUUUCCUUAUCCGGAACAGAGAGUAUCGCCGACAAGACAAAGGAAGCACAUGUUUUAGCAACAGCAAGUGUAAUCACUGCCCCUGCUUUUCCGCUCUCCUCCAUCUCAUUGCCUUGCCGCGUAAGAUUUGUUACGCAUAGCUACGAAUGCAUGAGUCCUGGUAUCCAGUUUAUAUUUGUUAGCAGAUUUGUUGAGAACAUCAUCCCAUUAAAUUCUUUACUAGUUUGAAUGUAGAAUUAUUAUCUAGGCUAGCAGUAUAUGUGUCUACCAAUUUAAUUAUGGUUUGUGUGCAUCUUAAAUAGUAUACAUUAUGGGGUUUUUAUUGGUACUGUUCCACGUACUGUGUUA
Capsicum annuum is the source of this 767-nucleotide messenger RNA. RefSeq lists its product as uncharacterized. Lineage: Eukaryota; Viridiplantae; Streptophyta; Magnoliopsida; Solanales; Solanaceae. The record is from RefSeq and is a predicted model, not a curated record.